UAUUGGUGAAUAUCGUUAUAUAAUAUGAGACAUAAGUGCAGAAAGCAAUGUUCCCAUCGAACAUUACUUUGUGACCUUCCUAGGAAUGUAUUAGAUGAAAUCCUUAUGUGUUUGCCUUUUCGAGAUGUUGUGAGGACAAGUAUCUUAUCGAAAAAAUGGAGAAAUCUAUGGCAUGGACUUCCUGUGUUGACGCUUUCUCACACACUUUGGAAACCUGAGGAGGAUUUAGCUGAUCUUACAAGUAACCUUGUAAAGAUCAUCAACCACAUUUUGAUCUUUCAUACAGGACCAGUUACAAAGUUUACCCUCUGCGUUCCUUAUUUGGAUACGUGUCCUAAUAUUGACAACUUGAUACGUUUCCUCUCUAGAAACGACAUUCAACACCUUGUUCUUAGACUUCCAAUCAGGGGUAGCCUAUACAAAAUGCCUCUUUCAUUCUUCACAUGUUUCGAGUUAAGGCAUUUGACUCUCCAGAAUUGUUCGAUACUUGCUGAACCAUCCUUCAAAGGAUUUGAUAGGUUGAUUAGCCUAGAACUAUGUGAUGUUGCAAUUUCUUCCAAGUUGCUUGAACGUUUAAUCUCUCGUUCCUUGUUGCUCGAGCAGUUGGUGCUGCAGAUCUCAGGUGUUUCAAGCAAUGUCAUUGAAAUUAGUGCUCCAAAUCUGAGAUCCUUUGACUACACAGGCAAUAUAAGAUCUCUCUGUUUAAAAAAUAUCCCUCGUCUGGCAAAGCUUUCACUUUCGCAUAGGGAAUAUUACGUGGGAGCAGGAAAGUGUAAUAUCGCCAAGUUUUUUGAGUUUUUCUCUGCUCUCAAGCACCUCCACUUGAAUGACAUGUUCUUUGUUGCAGGAGCAGGUGAAGUACCAACGAGGCUUUCCUACGAUCUUUAUUGUGUCAAACAUCUCUGCAUAUCUAGCAUCUAUCUGUCUGACCCGAACGAGGUUUCAUGUGCUCUUUGCUUGAUAAGAAGCUUCCCGAAUUUACAAUCUAUGGAAAUUAAGGUGGAGUGCGAUGACAAUGAUAUACCAGCUCUAGAAUCUCUUGAAGUGGAACGCUUCUCAGAUGUGACGUUUAAUCACCUCAGGGAAGUUAAGCUAAUGCAGACUAAUGGCACAAUCCCUGAGAUACAACUGAUGAAGCUUCUGUUGGCUAAGUCUCCCGAGCUGAUGAAAAUCAUAAUCGAGCCAUGUGUAAUUGAAGAAUCCGCAACUGUCAAAAUACUCACUGGGCUAAUACAGUUUCAGCGGGCAUCAACCAAGGCAUAAGUUGUUUAUAAGUUGGAUAAGCAUCCAAAUCCCGGUCCUGUUUGAUUUUCACACAGAGUUGAUGCAGUAGUAUAACGCUGAGUUUUUGGGGAUAUAAACUACUGUGGAUGGAUAUAUUGUUUCUUCAACUUUGUUACUAUA
Molecule: messenger RNA, 1404 nt
Organism: Solanum tuberosum (potato)
Lineage: Eukaryota; Viridiplantae; Streptophyta; Magnoliopsida; Solanales; Solanaceae
Product: F-box/FBD/LRR-repeat protein At1g13570-like
Exons: 3
Coding region: 25-1263 (412 amino acids)
Molecular function (GO): protein binding
Source: RefSeq, a predicted model, not a curated record